Molecule: messenger RNA, 2502 nt
Organism: Sycon ciliatum
Lineage: Eukaryota; Metazoa; Porifera; Calcarea; Leucosolenida; Sycettidae
Exons: 6
Coding region: 297-932 (211 amino acids)
Source: RefSeq, a predicted model, not a curated record
GCCGGCCUGCCCAGGCGCCCCAUCCAGCCCCCCGGCAGCGCGCAGCGCAGUGCAUGCAGUAACAGUGCAGACUAGACCAUGCAUGCAUAGACCAUGGGAGACCGUUACUAGCGUUAGCCUGCAAGUCCGCUACGUCACCACCCCGUAGUGCGGAAAAGCACGGCUAAAAUGCCUGAUGAUCUUUUGUAGAAUAGAAAGAGGACUGGGGUCGAAAUGUUUCACAGUCUGUGACGAAGGUUGUUGACGGCGGUUCAGAAAAGAAUUAAAAAGCGGCUCUGCAAGAUGACGGGAAGGUGAUGGAGGAAGUUAGUAGUUCACCAUCUAGCUUGGCCACUCGGCGUGCACCACGUCCCUACCGGCAAGAGGGUUCAAGUCGGAGCGUAGGCCCCAUGCUCAGAUGCUCGUCACAUAGCCCGCUGUACCAGCUGCAUAAUCCUUUACCCACAAGAUGGCUGCACGUUUUAUUGAGCCCACCAUCAGAAGCGAACAAUACACAGCUCAUGUUGAUAAUAGGAUCUGAUGAGGCCAGCCGUCCGACGCAUGUUCCAAGGUUCUAUAGGGAUGUUGACAUCCUGGCUUUUGAGGACCUUUGUCACUGGCAGUGGUUGAUGGUUUUAGGGAUUUCAGCUCCUGCUGCAGAUGACGAGUGUCUUCUACUAAAGUUUGACGCACCAACCCUUCGUUACUCGGAGGAAGACCCAUUACGUGUCUUUAGCGGAAGUGCAGCGUGGCCUUGCGUGUUGGCUGCAGGCGAACAGCCAUACGUUAAGUUUGAUGGCCCUCUGCAGGAACAGAGGUCCUUGUUUACAAUAACGCCAGCUGAAGAUGGUUCCUUGAAGGGGUCAACCCAUCAAUUUUUAUUGGCUGCGACCAUGAAGAUGCGAACUGCCAUGAUUGAUGUAGGAGAAAUCGCCGGUGAGCUGACAUGCUGAAUGUACCGUAUGUGCCACUGAAUAGGCCGAAUAUACGUACGUGAUGACGCUCUCGUGGAGCAACGACUCCACCGUAUUGGACUUGAGGUUGAAAUGUUUGCGAUAUUGAGUUAACAGACAGUGUGAACAUUAUAUAUAGCUCGUCGAGCUUCCUUAUUGGUGACAACCCAUAACAUACAUAUACACCAAGCUACCAAGCUUAAAAACCCUCAUCUACAGCAGCGGGGCUUACCUUAUUUCACCGGAUAUAAGUCGCACUUAAGAAGGGGAUUCGAUUUACAAUCGGAUGUACAUCCUACUUAUGCGAAUAUAUUGAAAUAAUUUCGCGCAAAGUGGGAGUACGACUUAUAAUCAAGUUCGACUUAUAAUCGGUGAAAUACGGUAGCUUGUCUCCUUCUUGGAGUUGGAAGAGUGCGUCUUUGCUGGGCGUACUCUCGCAACGCAUCCCUAUCAUAAUUAUCAUUCCAAUUGAUUUUCCUUUGGUCUUCCGUUUGAGGCUAACACGCUUCAUAGCAGCUGUCUCUUUCACUACUGCUGUCACUACCAGCAUCACAGCACCUAACACUGUGCCACCGUCCUUUAUUUUCUUUGCUUUCCUACACAAAACUAACUAACUGCCAUCACUAUGCUCUGCAAUCUUAAGAUUUUACUGUUUAUUUUCCUUUGCCAACAGUUAACUAGCAUGUACAUAAGUCAGCUACGUGCAAGACUUGAUAGUAGUCCUGUGCCAGACCAGUGUGCCUGCAGGCAGAGAUUAAAUUUAUACUGCUGAAUUGACUGUCAAAGCUUUCUUUUUAGCACGAUCCAGUGUUCAAUAGCUGCUGAAACCUGGUUUCCGAUAAUUACAUGUACUUAUUUUUUUAUUUACUACCAUUUGCUGCUAACAAUAACAAUUAACAACCACACAAGCCGACCUGUUUGGGAGCUAUUACGCGUUGUAUUAUCAGGGCAUAGGCAACAAUUGCCGCAUGCAGUAUGCAAUACUAUGGACCAAUGCCGUAGUAUCGCAGGCAACAAUUGCCGCAUGCAGUAUGCAAUACUAUGGACCAAUGCCGUAGUAUCGCAAGCACCAAUGUGCGUUAGACUGGCCAAUGCCAGGGCUAAUGGGGGCAACAAUUGCCCGGCGUGUCAAUACACGCAUACGGUAGGGAUGCACUUGUGAGCACAUGUAGGCGCACUUGGCUCAAUGCCGGCCUGACCCACGAUCCCUACCGUUCUCCCUUCCGGGAUGGCUUAGAAUAUAAUGAUGGUUAGAGAUGAUGGGGUGGGUGGUGGUGCUCAAAAACUGGCCAAGGUUGUCAAGCGAUCUGACUGUUGGCGCAGCAAGGAUGAAGAAGAAACAGCAUCGAGAGCCGGAGUAAUGCGCAUGCUCCGCGUGGUCCCGUGCCGGGGCGCGGGAGUUCGGAGUGCGUGUUCUGCACGGGCACGUGAUGCGCUAUGGCAAGUACGUGCAAAUUAUGUUAGGAAUGUAAUUGUUGGUGGGUUGCUAACUUCACUUACCGUGCCAUGCACGGAAACUUAUAUUUAUCAUACAAAUUGAUCUCGCCAAUAAUGAUUAUUACGCUUUGCA